GGACAAGAAUGGUUUCCUGAGCCGUGGGCCCCAUGCGCUUGCUUCCAGCACCCGCUCCUCUUCAGUGGACGACAACGCGAGAAGAAAUGGUGUUCGGAGAGAGGAGGAUUUAAUAAAGGACCGACUUACAAAGGUGCAGGCCGAGAUCCGGGAAAGUGGCAAGAAGGUGAAAACCGACGGCUGUUCUCAGUGAAGGACCUUGUACUCGCUACUGAGUAGCGACCAUGGGCCUGCUCGCCUACCUGAAGACCCAGUUCAUCGUGCACCUCCUCAUCGGCUUCGUGUUCGUGGGGAGUGGGCUGGUCAUCAACUUCGUCCAGCUAUGCACACUGGUCCUCUGGCCGCUGAACAAGCAGCUCUACCGCCGGCUCAACUGCCGCCUCGCCUACUCGCUGUGGAGUCAGUUGGUUAUGCUGCUGGAGUGGUGGUCCUGUACGGAGUGCACGCUGUUCACCGACCGGGCCACGGUGGACCGUUUCGGCAAGGAGCACGUGGUCAUCAUCCUCAACCAUAACUUUGAAAUUGAUUUCCUCUGUGGGUGGACCAUGUGUGAGCGGUUUGGCGUGCUGGGGAGUUCCAAAGUCCUCGCGAAGAGGGAGCUGCUCUAUGUGCCCCUCAUCGGCUGGACGUGGUACUUCCUGGAGAUCGUGUUCUGCAAGCGGAAAUGGGAGGAGGACCGGGACACUGUCAUCGAGGGGCUGAAGCGCUUGUCCGACUACCCCGAGUACAUGUGGUUCCUCCUGUACUGUGAGGGCACGCGCUUCACAGAGAAGAAGCACCGUGUCAGCAUGGAGGUGGCCGUCUCCAAGGGACUGCCCGUCCUCAAGCACCACCUGCUGCCUCGGACCAAGGGCUUCACCACUGCGGUCCAGUGCCUCCGAGGGACAGUUGCAGCCGUCUAUGACGUCACGCUGAAUUUCCGUGGAAACAAGAACCCGUCUUUGCUGGGAAUCCUCUACGGGAAGAAGUACGAGGCGGACAUGUGUGUGAGGAGAUUUCCUCUGGAAGAGAUCCCACUGGAUGAGAAGGAAGCGGCUCAGUGGCUUCAUAAACUGUACCAGGAGAAGGACGCCUUGCAGGAGAUGUACAACCAGAAGGGCGAGUUCCCAGGGCAGCAGUUCAAACCCCCCCGACGGCCGUGGACGCUCCUGAAUUUCCUCUCCUGGGCCACGGUCCUCCUGUCCCCUCUCUUCAGUUGUGUCUUGGGCGUCUUUGCAAGUGGCUCGCCUCUCCUGAUCCUGACGUUCCUGGGGUUUGUCGGGGCAGCUUCCUUUGGAGUCCGCCGACUAAUAGGAGUAACUGAAAUAGAAAAAGGCUCUAGCUACGGAGACCAAGAAUUUAAGAAAAAGGAAUAAUUACUGGCUGUGAUUGCACAUACAUAGCCUGGCGGGGGCAUCCAAUUAACUCCAUUAAAAACAGAGCAACACACAGAUCGGAAAAAAAGACCCUUAGAAACUAUUUUUCUUAUUAACUGGUGACUAAUACUGACCAGGAAACCUCGAGCCAAGAGAGAAGCCGUCGGAGGCCCGCAGACGAUGACUCUGGCCGCACCCCUGCACAGGGGGCGAGAGUCCACCACGGAGCCGGGCGCAGGGGCCGCGUGUGUGCAGGGGCGGGGGGCAGCCACUCCUGGGGUCACGGGUCCCACCCCGAUGUCAUCAAGAGAGAAUUCUGCCUGCCAGAGGGAGCCUUCAGAUGCUUUCUCUUCUUAAAUUUAGAUCCCGUUUUUGUUUUUUAUCAGUUAUUUCGGGAACUCACCCUGGCCCUUCACCUCCUCCCCUCCCCCCAGCGAACCUUCCCCUGCCCCCCUGGGAAGAAGGACAUGCAGGUCCCAGGCCCCCAAAGCGCCUGCCCGUCCUGCCCAGCCCAGCCCCGCCCCACCCCGCCCCUUCACUUCUGGCUGGUAGGGUGGGUGCGCAGAGCGUUCUUGGGGUGAUGGGCACACGCCGAGUGUCGGAUGGGCGGGUAGCCCCAUUUCACUGUUGGACCACCGCUUGCCCAUUUCCUCCCUAACCCCGUGUGUUAGGACCUUUCAUCUGUUUUUAUAGUGAAGGGGCCCCUUGCCCCAGUUCCUGGAGCCCCUGUCCCUCUUUCUCCCCCCGGCCUGCAGGGGGCUGCACCCUUGCCCCUGGUGCCCCGAGAGGGCUGGCCUGCAGCCCACAGGGCUCUUAGACGCUCGUUGAAAACGAUGUCGCCACCAAGCCUCUUCUGGAGGUGGUGGGAGACUGUUCACUUGGAGCUCGUUGGCUUCCAGAGGUUUUAUUUUUACAGUUGGUCUGUUGCUGGCUCCCCGCUCCCUGAGAAGUAGAGACGGUGAGCCUCCCCUGACCCCACCACCCUCCCUCUCCCAAGCAGGCCCCGGGGCCCCGGGGGUGGCCUGCCCUUGUGUGGCGGGCGUCACCCUGGGUGCCCGGGGACACGGCUCCCCCUCAGCUCCCCCUGCCACAGGGUGUCCCUGGUGACCUGCCUUGGGCCCGCGGACCCAGGACGGCUCUGCGUUCUACAGAUGGGGGCGUGGGGCUGGGGCUGCUGGGCUGGCGAAGGGAGGGGUGUGGGGGCCCCCCGCAGCCGGCUCCUGGGCUCAGCUCCAGCAUCCCGCUGCAUGGCCCGCCUGCGCGGGUUUCCCUCCUAAUCUAGGCCUGCUGUUUUCCAGUCACAGUCCCCUCGCGCUGCUUAGCAAGGGAAGCACGGCUAGUGGGUAUUAGCGCUGGCACCCUGUAGAGGGGCAGGUUGAAUUUUCUAGCAGAGGAGGGGGAGGAAAGAGGCCUGGGAGCGAUAGGAACUAGAUUGGACAAGUGACUAUGCAUCAGCCCUCAGCCUGUACUUGGGGAGCAUUUCUCGAGCCCGCACCUGCUCUUAGGAGACACGGCUGGUUCUGUGUGGUCGCCGGGGUGGGAGGGCAGACGGAGCAGAGCUCCUUCGAGGCUGCGGGCUAAGGCAGGACGGCCCCCCUCCCGGCUCACGCCCCGCACUGCGGGGAGGGGCUGCUGCUCGGCCCGCGUGUGUGACGAGCUCACUCGCGCCCGGGGUGUCGUGGAGCAGCGGCAGGGCACCGCGGCGCAGACGCACUACCUACAGGACGCGGAUGUCGAUCUUGCACCUGCUAACUCCUAGCUCUCGUUGCCCGGAGAUGUUCUCUUCCCUCGGAGCCCCUGUGCGCGGGGCGAGUCCGCCCAGAGUCGCUGAGCGAGCCGCGCAGACCCCCGUUCGCACAGAGACCGAGGCCAGCCAGGUUUUCAAUCUCAGCGAUUCCCUUCUGAUCUAACAGACGAGCUUGUGCACUUGAUGCCAAGACCUUGAGAGCAAUAAAACCUACACCAUGAA
Molecule: messenger RNA, 3324 nt
Organism: Ailuropoda melanoleuca (giant panda)
Lineage: Eukaryota; Metazoa; Chordata; Mammalia; Carnivora; Ursidae
Gene: AGPAT3
Product: 1-acylglycerol-3-phosphate O-acyltransferase 3
Exons: 10
Coding region: 225-1355 (376 amino acids)
Cellular component (GO): endomembrane system; endoplasmic reticulum
Molecular function (GO): 1-acylglycerol-3-phosphate O-acyltransferase activity
Source: RefSeq, a predicted model, not a curated record